Messenger RNA from Lachnellula hyalina, 2268 nucleotides. RefSeq lists its product as uncharacterized. The coding region runs from base 1 to 2268 and encodes 755 amino acids. The record is from RefSeq and is a predicted model, not a curated record. Lineage: Eukaryota; Fungi; Ascomycota; Leotiomycetes; Helotiales; Lachnaceae. The transcript has 2 exons.
AUGUCUGGAGACCAAGACGCAACCUCGUCCCCGCCGAAGUACUCUAGAUACAGAUCAGUACGACACCAGGCGCAUCCCACCAAAACAGAGCCUGCACCUCCUGUGCCAGAAGCACAGCAAGAUGCGUUCUCGAGGACCAAGAGCAUGUCGCGCUAUAGGCGCCCCAGGGCUGUCGCGAAGAACGAACUCGCAGACCAGCCCCUACCCCCUCCAGUCCCCUCAAUUCCCUCAAUCCCCUCGAGAACACAAACUUCUGCGGCGCCUCAUCCAGCCGGACGCGAUACAACGAGAAAAGUAACAGACCCUAUACCGUCAGCACAGCGGCAGGUCCUUGGCACAGGGCGGGAACAGGUGCGUCCAAAGGAGACAGAGAGAGAGCGUCUACGUCGCAAAGCGCAGGAAUAUCGCGAUCGGGAAGAAGCACAGCGCAGGCUCGAGGAACAAGAAGCGCGAGAAGCGGCUGAAGAGGAAGCUGAGCUGGCUCGGCGCAAAGAGGAAGAGGCUGCCAAAAUAUUGGCUGAACAGAAGCGCAAGGAUUUGGAGCGUCUGGAGGCAGAGCUUGAGGCUGCCGCGCCAAUUGCUCCGAGGAUUACAAGUCCAGGUCGCGAGAAAUUCAGCUUCUUCUCGAGGAAACGACCUAUGAGUAAAUCAGCUCAGCCCAGGACUUCGGAAAGUGGAAGUGGAUCUGGAGGGAACUCGAUGUCGAGGACGGAAGCUCCGCGAGCGAUUCUCGAGGGAGGUGGGGGCAUUGUGCCUCAAACUGAUGCUCCCAUCUCUGCAAGUAAUGCUGGGGAAAGACGAGUCUUGAUUCGAUGCAAGCAAUCCUCGAUAAAUCUCCCAAUCACCCCUGAAACCACCCCUGUGGACAUUACAUUCUCAGCUGCAAAUAUCAUGACCCAAAAUGUUAAUCCAUCCACGACCAUUUUACUUGAAUCUUAUACUCAACUUGGGCUUGAACGACGAAUACGGAAAUAUGAGCAUGUUCGAGAUAUCAUGAAUUCGUGGGACAGGGAUACACAGAAUGCUCUUUUACUCCAAGACUCGGAUUCUCUAAAUCAUGACUAUGAUCUCGAGGCAUCUGCGGCUCCGAAAGAAGCACCUCCAGAUGUCACGGUUUAUAUGUACCAUUCGCAGAAACCUCACAAAUGGAACAAACGAUACAUCACACUUCUUUCCUCUGGCCAAAUAUUCGUCUCCAAAAAGCCUCGUAUCAAAAUUUCAGACAAGGAUAUAAACAACAUUUGUCAUCUCUCUGAUUUCGACAUCUACACCUCAACACCCCAAUACACUCGCAAAAGUCUCAAACCACCCAAGAAACACUGCUACGCCAUCAAAUCCCAGCAAAAAACAACCAUGUUCCUCAGCACAGAAAACUUCGUCCACUACUUCAGCACAGACGAUAGCUCCCAAGCCAAUAUAUGGUAUUCCGCUGUCCAACGCUGGCGCUCCUGGUAUCUCGUAAACCGCAUGGGCGAAGGCGCUAGAAAACUGAAGCCCAAACCCUCAAAACCCACUCAUACCAUCAGACCCUCCACUUCCACCUUCGUCGACGAGAAUCCCUACACAAUCGGCUCAUUUGCACCCCUCAUGAACACCGACCGCUUCGCCGACGCCUCCCCGCCAAAACGAGAACCAGACCAUGACUUUGACGAAGAAAACCGCCCUCUCCAAAUACCCUUUCACCUUCGCAACUCAGCAAAUCCCUCCCCAUCAAAGCGAGACUCAAACCGCCAUCCACCACCAGUAUCCUACAAACUACCAUCAGAAGCAGAAGAGUUCUCCUCGUCAGGUUUACUAGGACGCACAUACUCACAGCGGCAAAAAACGCUCCAAGCCCGCGACUCGUCACAAACCCAAGCCCAAAACGCCGGUGCUCCAUUCGUCAACGGCCCCGACGUCCUGCUCAACCGCGAAUCGAAUGGAGCGCAACACCAUCACCAGCGCACCAACUCCGUACACAGCGUGCGCCGGCCCACAAUCAGCGGAGAAGGCAUGAAGCCCAAACCCCUCCUCGAUUUCACGCCGCAGUUCAAGGAGGCGCCGCAGUGGGAUAAACGGGGAAAGGGACGGGGCGUUAAGGCUGAAGAGGGCGUUAUGCUGGUUGAAGUCGCUACGACGCACGAGGCGGCGCAGAUGGCGGCGGGAUUGAGACCUGAGAGGGAUGUUUUUAGACGGGAUCAAGUUGUUAGUAGCGGUGGUGGUGGGGUUGGCGUACAGCAGAGGCCGAAGACGGGGAGGAAGGACGGUGGUGGGGGGGCCGUUCGUUGA